This is a messenger RNA of Pungitius pungitius (ninespine stickleback), 2380 nucleotides long. It is a transcript of the gene lysmd3, whose product is annotated as LysM, putative peptidoglycan-binding, domain containing 3. Bases 585 to 1556 code for a protein of 323 amino acids. Gene Ontology annotation, cellular component: Golgi apparatus. The record is from RefSeq and is a predicted model, not a curated record. Gene Ontology annotation, biological process: Golgi organization. The transcript is spliced from 3 exons. NCBI's taxonomy places the organism in Eukaryota, Metazoa, Chordata, Actinopteri, Perciformes, Gasterosteidae.
UUACGUUAAUGACGUCACCGUAAUAUGUCAUUGAUUAACAAUGUCUACUGACUAACAGAACUGGACAAACGUUGCUAACGUUAAUCACACAACGUAUGGUGGACGCUAAUCAGCACUAGCCUGCUGUUAGCUUAUGCAGACAGUUGGUUAGUUUUUGAACUGUGAAUGUGCGCUAUAUAUCUCGAUAUAAUCAGAUUGAUUGAUUGAUCAGAAAAGCUAACAUGAGCUGUUUAUUUGAACCGUUUCUUUGAUGGCUUGUGUUUCUAAAGUUCCGUAACUUUAGUUAUUCCUCCUGGACGACGACAUCGACUGGGCGUUAGUGAGACUGAAGUCUAGCCUUAGCAAUGUUGAUCAUAGCCAAUUCCUAAAUAAAUGUCGGACACUUUUUUGUAUUUAAAAAAUCCUAACCCUUGUUCAUCACUCGCGUUUCUUUAAAAAGAUGAUUGUAAACGUGUGCCAAGGGAAUGCAUUAGAUUUCCAGCUGCUAACUUGGCUAACGUUUAAAGUACGAUAGUUAUCCGGAACAAAAUCUGCUUUCCUCAUAGCAGUUGCAUCACUGAAGGCAUAGUACAGUGAAGGGGAAAAUGUCCAGUAUAAGCCAGCACUAUGGUUUCCAGUCAGCCAGCAUGGUGCAGCCUGCCAAUGGCGGUCAUGCCUAUCUGUUUGGAAACAAUGGCUCAGAGAAUGACCUGUCAGAGGAGGACGGGGAGAGUAAUGAGCUGCGACCACGAGGCAGAGAGAGGCUGCGGAGAAGCACCUCCAGAGAGAGGAUGGACGAUAUUAUCUACCUGACCAGAGAUAUCCAGGAGGGGGAAACCCUGAUCAGCGUUUCCCUGCAGUACCAUUGCUCAGUGGCUGAUAUUAAGCGUGCCAACAAUCUCUUGACAGAGCAGGACUUCUUUGCCCUGCGGUCAGUCAAGAUUCCCGUGCGGCGCUUCAGUGUCCUUACGGAGACUCACAGCACCGGACCUCUUAAAUCUGCCUCCCCCUCAGGUGCCAGGCGCCUCCCCCCGAUCUCACCUGUGACCACCCUCCCCUUCGAGUCCUCCACAGACUCUUCCUCUUCCACCGACAAUGUGGAAGGAUUUCUCAUGGAGAAGGACAAGGACAUUGAGCGGCUGGUGAAAUCCACAGGUCCGUCUCGGAGCAGUCUGAAUGAGGUUGUGUCCUCCUUAACGCUACAGCAGCCGCUACUAGGAGAUGUGGAGUACAAACCCGUACAGAAAAAGGACCCGUACUAUGGGGCCGACUGGGGCAUGAGAUGGUGGACGGCUGUGGCCAUUAUGCUGGUUGUUGGCAUCGUCACACCUGUUUUUUAUCUGCUGUACUAUGAGGUUCUCGUUAAAGCGGACGUCAGCCAUCAUGGCAUUCCUACACAACCUCAUGGCAACGGACCUCAUGGACACCUCCCAGGCAACCAUUUAGACCACGCUUUUGAAGACAAUAAGGCAGGGGACGGACCCAGACACAAUGAGGGUAAUGUGGUUGAUGGAGAUCCACAGGGAAAUAUAAACAAAGCAGAUGACGGUCAACACAAAGGGCAUGAGAAAACAUAAAAGGGAUGAGAACUUUUCAAUUUUUUUGGGAACUCCGAGACCUAAAACUUGUGGAUGUUCCCAUUAAGUAGUUUUUUUUAAUAUACUAAAUCUACGCGAUCCAUCUGGCAAGUCACUUUGUAGUGGCGUUCAUUUAGAUAUGGUUGAGAAACUAGGAGUAAAGGUGCGCCCAAUGUCAUUCCUUGUCUUUCGGUUUUCAACUAACAAUGUUAUGAAAAUGUUAUGCUUUGCUGAACAUUUUCCAAUAGAUGGAUAUACCAGUUUUUAAGUUAUAUGCUGCCACAUUCUCAGCAGGUUGCACACAAACAAUUUCCAGGGAUUUGAAAAAAAACACUUACUGCAACACUAACCUACUGGAUAUGGCUUUUAUGAAGUUAUCAGUUUGGUGCAAAAUCUUUUGCCUUGUUAGUAAUUUUCUUGUGUGUAGGAUUGCUGCCACAGAGUUUAAUUUAUUUCAACAUUCAUUAAGAUACGUAUGCUAUCAGUAUUGAAAGGUACCAGUUGAAUGGUGUUUUUAAAGUGUUUUAAAUGGUUGCUCGAAUUUUUCUUGCCCUUCCCUAAAGAUACCUCGUCUUUUCUACUUUAUUUCAAAGCACGGUGAGGUAACGGUUAUGGGAAUAGCACAAUACUCCCACAACGACUCAUUUUUGGUAAUUAUGAGAUAUUAGACUUUGUCAUAUACUCCUUUUAUUUUAUUCCAGGUUCCACUUGUUACUUUACAAGAAAACAUUAUGUGUUGACAGUAUGUGCCUUUCAACCCGUGGAAUUGUGCCGCAGGCUGUAAAAUAAAUAAAUCUAUUUUGAAUAAAUUAUUGCCAGUUUGA